Molecule: messenger RNA, 467 nt
Organism: Zea mays
Lineage: Eukaryota; Viridiplantae; Streptophyta; Magnoliopsida; Poales; Poaceae
Source: RefSeq, marked validated
CUAUAAGCAGCCAUCCACACACACACACUGACACACACAAAGCCAUUAGCCAUGUCGUUCAACAAAAACCUAGCAGUGGUCGUUGGCUUCACCUUGGCUCUGCUCAUCGCGUCGAACGGUGAAGAAACUUCCUCGUAUGGCGGAUCAGCGCUGUGCGAUUCAACGACGGGGGUCGCCUGCGCAUCCGACGCGGUCUGCGUGACCAUCUGCAAGCGAAGGGCUGGACAGAACUACGUCUACGGCCACUGCUACAAGGAGCCUAGCGGCGGCCGUUCGUGCUUGUGCACCGUACGGUGUGAUCCACGGUCGGCGGCGGCGCCGGCGCCGGCGCCGGCGCCGGCUUGGCGCGGGAUCGGAAUGCUAGGCUGAUUCUUUUUUAUUCGCUAAUUACGUGGAUCUGCGGAUCUGCACAUAAACCAGGACGCCUUUGAAAUAAUCGGCAUGCCAUGCUGCUGGUUUGCUGGAUC